CGGGAAAUAAACGACCCAAACGAUAGCAUGUGAAUAGCAAACAUGCUAGUCGAUAUAUUUGUGGAGGUAGUCGAUAUUUGUUUAGCGUUCCUAAUAAGAUUUAACAAAAGUAUUAAAAGAUUCAAUAAAAACAAUCCCACAAGGAUGAUUGACAUUUCAUACAUUUCUGGAACGAAGUAGUAGAUGGAACAAUAGCCUGUUGUGCCAUAUCCGAUGCGGGCAAUGAAAAGUUGGUGAUUAGUAAUAAUUGUGUUCUAUGCCUGUGCCGGCUACUGCUUCGGGCAAUGAGAUUAGCUGUCCGCCCGCUGCUUGAUCCGGCGAACGUUUGCCGCCCCAGGAAUGGAACCGCUGCUUCUUGCCCAGAACAACCGAAUUGCGUUUGUCGUCCCGCUGGAGCUUGAAACGACAGCGCUCUAUGACCGCAUCUCGUAUGAUGGUCGCGAACUCAACAUCGUUAAACUGUGCCAUUAGCAGCUUGAAGAAGGCCCAGAUCUCACCGCGCUGGGAUGUUGGUGGUGGAGCAUAUUGAUGGAACAGCCAGGUCUCGGAUAGUGGGGCAUCCUCUGGUGGUACAGGACGAGCGUUGUACGCGUCACACACAUCCUCAAAGCUGAGUAUGGCCUGGAGAAUGAACUUGCGAUACUUGGCCAACUGCAGCUCGCAGGUAUUCAGCUCCAGAUCCACAGACGUGUGCGUGGGCAGAGCAUACAGCUGCCUGCAAAUGCCCAACAGCAACAGCAAGCGCCAAGUGGACAGCAUCCUUGUUGAUGCAGUUGAUAAAUUUCGAUUUUGUGGCGAUGGCGAUUGUCCUGAUUGGGUUUUAGCUGAAAUCAUAUCCACACUCUCGAACUUGAGCGUCGACAACUUGGAGCAACUAGCCCAGAUAGUGGCCAAACGCAUCAGCGGAAAACAGUUUGAAGAAGCUAUUGUAAGAUCUCUCACUUCGUCCGUUACAAAUGAUGGUAAAACAGCCGUUGCCUGCGUUCACUAUAUGCUGACGAAUGCGGCACGGUAUAGCUGCACCGAAACAAUCUUUGGCGAGGAAAUUCAACAGCUUGGCUUGCCCAAGGAUCAUGCGGCGGCCAUGUGCCGAGUGCUACAAGCGCAUGCCACGGUCAUAAGACAAAAACUUAUAGAUAAGGCAUUUAGAAUUAAUGAGCUGCAAAGCAUACGAAAUGUUACCUCGCCUGGGGAACCGCCCCCAAAUUGCGCCACCUUGGAACUUAAAAUCUCGCAAGAAUUAGUCGAUGGACUACCUAAAGAUACCACGCAUAUAGUUAAUAUUGAAUGUGCCCAGCUGGGCGCACUACUCGAUGAAAUGAAAUUGGCCCGUGAUAUUAUGCUCAAAUAUGAGAAUAAAGAGAAUACAUAAAAA
Messenger RNA from Drosophila montana, 1375 nucleotides. Its product is annotated as COMM domain-containing protein 4. Bases 617 to 1372 code for a protein of 251 amino acids. NCBI's taxonomy places the organism in Eukaryota, Metazoa, Arthropoda, Insecta, Diptera, Drosophilidae. The record is from RefSeq and is a predicted model, not a curated record. The transcript is spliced from 5 exons.